This is a messenger RNA of Salvia miltiorrhiza (redroot sage), 1553 nucleotides long. Its product is annotated as molybdate transporter 1. Gene Ontology annotation, biological process: molybdate ion transport. Gene Ontology annotation, molecular function: molybdate ion transmembrane transporter activity. Lineage: Eukaryota; Viridiplantae; Streptophyta; Magnoliopsida; Lamiales; Lamiaceae. The record is from RefSeq and is a predicted model, not a curated record. Bases 43 to 1419 code for a protein of 458 amino acids. The transcript has a single exon.
AACGAAACAAUUCAUGUCCACCUCACUGCACCACGCACAGCAAUGGAGUCGCAGCCGCACAACCCGGGGGGCGGCGCCGCCUCCCCAUCCCAGCUGGCGCAGAAGCUCCGCCGCAACCUGACGUCGUUCCGGUCGAAAUGGAGCGAGCUCAACGGCGCCAUGGGCGACCUCGGCACCUACAUUCCCAUCAUCCUCGCCCUAACCCUCGCCAAAAACCUAGACCUCGGCACCACCCUCAUCUUCACCGGCCUCUUCAACUCCCUCACCGGCGCCCUCUACGGAGUCCCCAUGCCCGUCCAACCGAUGAAGUCCAUCGCCGCCGCCGCCAUCUCCUCCCCCGACUUCGGCGUCCCUGAGAUCAUGGCCGCCGGCAUCUGCACCUCCGCCGCCCUCCUCCUCCUCGGCGCCACUGGCCUCAUGCACCUCGCCUACAACCUCAUCCCGAUCGCCGUCGUCCGCGGCAUCCAGCUCGCGCAGGGCCUCUCCUUCGCCAUCACCGCCGUCAAAUACAUCAAAACCGAGCAGAAUUUCGCCAAAUCCAAAUCCGCCGCCGCCGGCGACCGCCCCUGGCUAGGGCUCGACGGAUUAAUCCUCGCCCUGACCUCCGCCUGCUUCAUCCUCCUCGUCAACGGCUCCGGCGACGACGACAGAUCGGAAAUCGAAAUCGAGAUCCACGAAAUCUCAACAUUUAAUAGAAGGAAACGAAAGCUAUUGAAAUUCAUCAAAUCGAUUCCAUCCGCGUUCAUCAUUUUCAUCCUAGGGCUAAUCCUCGCCGUCGCGAGAGGACCUCAAGCAGUCAAUCACUUCAAAUUAGGGCCAUCGAAGAUCAAAUUGGUGAAAAUCUCGAAGCGUGCAUGGAAGGAAGGAUUCAUCAAGGGCACAAUCCCGCAGCUGCCGCUGUCAAUCCUAAAUUCCGUCAUCGCCGUCUGCAAGCUCUCCACCGAUCUCUUCCCGGAGAAGAAGGAGGUAUCGGCGACGUCUGUGUCGGUCACGGUGGGGCUGAUGAACCUGACCGGGAGCUGGUUCGGGGCAAUGCCGUGCUGCCACGGGGCGGGGGGGCUGGCCGGGCAGUACAAAUUCGGGGGCCGGUCAGGGGGCUGCGUGGCGCUGCUGGGGGCGGCGAAGCUGGGGCUGGGGGUGGCUCUGGGGGGCUCGAUGGUGAAGGUGUUGGAGCAGUUUCCGGUUGGGGUGUUGGGAGUUCUGCUGUUGUUUGCUGGGAUUGAGCUCGCCAUUUGUGCUAGGGAUAUGAGCACCAAGAGCGAGGCCUUGGUGAUGCUCGUCUGCGCCGCCGUCUCCUUGGUUGGCUCCAGCGCCGCGCUGGGGUUCUUGUGUGGGAUGGUGGUGCAUUUGCUGCUCAGGGUGAGGACGGCCGGGGAGGCGAAAUCGUGGUCGGAGUUUUGGUUUGACCGCAACGUUUAAGGGGGCGUUUACUGUUCAUGAUUGAUAGCUAACCCACAUCGAUAAAAAAGAACUAUAUUCCGUCUCAUUUGACUUAGCUAAAUAUUCUCUUUUGGAUUGUCACACUUGAAAAUAUGGAACCAUACACUUUACUA